Labeo rohita (rohu) is the source of this 5234-nucleotide messenger RNA. It is a transcript of the gene gnb4a, whose product is annotated as guanine nucleotide binding protein (G protein), beta polypeptide 4a. Gene Ontology annotation, molecular function: signaling receptor complex adaptor activity; protein binding. The record is from RefSeq and is a predicted model, not a curated record. Gene Ontology annotation, cellular component: cytoplasm; heterotrimeric G-protein complex. The coding region runs from base 230 to 1252 and encodes 340 amino acids. The transcript is spliced from 10 exons. Gene Ontology annotation, biological process: G protein-coupled receptor signaling pathway. NCBI's taxonomy places the organism in Eukaryota, Metazoa, Chordata, Actinopteri, Cypriniformes, Cyprinidae.
UCAAUAUCAGUAUGGGUGUGGUAAUCGCUCUGUGAAUUGCCUUGAAACUAGUAAAUUUGGCGCCCGAUGCCAUGUUUUGGAUAUAAAUAAUACGAAAUGAGAACGUUAAUAUUUUGAACAAAAUAAUCUGCUCACCCUUACAGGCGGUAGGAGGAUUUUGUAGUGUUAUUACAUCAGGGCUUUGUCAGUAUUAUCAAACCUGGGAAGGGAGUGAAACGCUUGGAGGACCAUGAGUGAGCUGGAGCAGUUGCGGCAGGAGGCAGAGCAGCUGCGCAAUCAGAUCAGAGAUGCCAGGAAAGCAUGCAGCGACUCCAGCCUGUCCCAGAUUACAGCUGGUCUGGACUCAGUUGGAAGGAUCCAGAUGAGAACGAGGCGAACGCUCCGAGGCCAUUUAGCCAAAAUCUACGCCAUGCACUGGGCUACUGAUUCUAGGUUACUAGUAAGUGCCUCACAAGAUGGCAAACUCAUCAUUUGGGACAGCUACACCACAAACAAGAUUCAUGCCAUUCCUUUAAGGUCAUCGUGGGUGAUGACUUGUGCCUACGCUCCCUCAGGGAAUUAUGUAGCCUGCGGAGGCCUGGACAACAUCUGCUCAAUCUACAGCCUUAAAACACGUGAGGGCAAUGUCAGAGUCACCAGAGAACUUCCUGGACACACAGGUUAUUUGUCAUGUUGUCGCUUUCUGGAUGAUAGUCAGAUAGUCACCAGCUCUGGAGAUACUACAUGUGCUCUGUGGGACAUUGAGACUGGUCAGCAGACCACCACGUUCACAGGGCACAGUGGAGAUGUGAUGAGCCUGUCCCUCAGCCCAGACUCUAGGACUUUUGUGUCAGGUGCCUGCGAUGCGUCCUCCAAAUUGUGGGACAUCCGAGACGGAAUGUGCAGACAGUCUUUCACCGGACAUGUUUCUGAUAUAAAUGCUGUCAAUUUCUUCCCAAAUGGUAAUGCGUUCACCACAGGCUCGGAUGAUGCCACUUGCCGUUUGUUUGACCUUCGUGCAGACCAGGAACUGAUGAUGUAUUCACAUGACAACAUUAUCUGCGGCAUCACCUCUGUGGCCUUCUCUAAGAGUGGUCGCCUACUGCUCGCUGGCUACGAUGACUUCAACUGCAACGUGUGGGAUACUCUGAAAGGAGAGCGUGCAGGUGUUCUAGCUGGGCAUGACAACAGGGUCAGCUGUUUGGGGGUAACCAGUGACGGCAUGGCUGUAGCCACCGGUUCUUGGGACAGCUUCCUUAGGAUAUGGAACUGACCUUACUUGGUUGGACUUCGGGAGCCACUCUUUCUGAUCACACAAUCACACUGUAGUGCACCUCUGCCACACAGGACCCUUCCUUCUCCAUGUCCUCCUUAUAGAUGACCUGGUUUUCUUCAUCUUCUCUCUUUCUUAGACUGCAUUAUCCCACCAUCCUACAGUCAGUCAAAGAGGUGAGGACAAACAGUGAAGAGCCUCCACUGGCUCUCUGUCUUUCAGGCUUCACAUCUGACUUGAGGUGGGGGACAGACUGUGUUGUGUACAGUAUAUCUGCCAUUCUUUGUGCUUGUACGUAUAACAUAUGCACUUCUGACAGUGUUUGGAUGUUCUGGUGUGUGGAUACUUGUGAUGGGUGUCUUGACUGUCCCUGUUUUCUUUUCAUGCAUAUUUUUUUUCCUUUGUCCCCAAUCACAGUGCUAUUUGCCAGACACAGUGGCCAUUGUAAUGAACUAAGGGAUUAGGCUGUCACAGUAUUGUAGGCCAUCAGUGUUUAACUGUUGACCUUAAUUUAGUCUGCAUCAGGUCACGUCAGUGUUGGGUCUAUUGUCAAAUGGUUCAGGCUCAGCUUGGUAGUGUGUAGUUGUGAGAGAAACACUGAUGCCACUGAGCUUGUGUUGGCCAUCCUCUAAAAUUGACAGUACUUUUUGGCAUGUUUCAGUGCAUUAGAUUGUAGACUGCACAGAGGAAUUAGCAUCAGCCUGUCUGUCCAUCUGUCUUUACUAUGACUAGAUAUACUAUCUGAGAUUUGUUGCUUUCUAUAUUGAUUCGGCUGGAUAUAUGCGAUACAUUUAAAGGGAUAGUUCACCCGCAAGUGUAAUUUGUUGUCGUUUACUCGCCCUCAUGUUGUUUCAGACCUGUAUGACUUUGUUUUUUCAGUUAAAAUCAGAAGAGUAAUUCUAAAGAAGACUGCUGUUUUUUGUUUUCCAAUAAAUCACAAAAAAUCAGUACUGAUGCAUUUAUGCUCAAUAGAUAAAAAAAAAGAAGCUUAAAACCUAUAUGAAAGUAUUCCAGAUGACUUGUCCUCUACAUUCUAAGUCGUCUGAGGACGUACAAAAGAGUGAAACACAGACUGAAAUUUAAGUUGCCAGUUUAACCACUGCAUCAAGAUUGAGUGGGCAGAAUAAAGUUGUGAACUAAAUCAGAACAAACCAAUUCAUUAACACUCCAAGGAGACCUUUUGCAUAUGUCACAGUUAUCAAUGAUCAAUGACUGUUUUUCACAAAUGCUCUUGUAUGUCUUCAUAAGAUAAGGAUUGUAAAUAUAUAUGGGCCACUUUCAUGGUGCUUUUACAUGUGUGGAAGCACAAAAAAAAAUGGGUUUGGAAUAACUUUGGGGUGAGUAAGUGAUGACAUUUCAAGCGGAACUGCUUCUGGAAAGUUUAAGGAUAAGUCUUCUGUUUUAAUCCAAACACCAAGCAUGGCCUUGAUGCUCUGUGAGACUUAGCCAUUGGUGAGCAGGCUGUAAGUACAACCUAAUACCUAACAAGAGGCCUUGGUCGCUGCCACUCAGACAUUGUCUGCCUUUCUACACACACUAUGAACACCUGCCCUUCUGAGAUGAAGACUUAGCUAGGACUGUAUGCUUUUGCACUAGAAAAUAGUAAUGUGAGACAGCACACACUGGUAUUUCUGCACGUAUUUGAAUUAAUGUGCUUCAGCUCUAUGACAAAAAAAGCUGGAAAAACUGUCAUGGACCACAAGCUACACUGUGCGUAUUUAGUCACAAAUGUGAGUAUUGAAGCUUUCUGUAAAACAACAACAAAAAAGCAAGCCUUAAAAUUAAGUCAUAUGUCACUUGAACCAUCAAUAAUCACCUUAAUUUUGUGCCAAUCAGUAUGAAUAAACAUACAGACUGGCUUUGUGAGCAUGUAAAAAAUCUGUACAAAGGAUAUGCUUUUCACUGUGAUUUAGUUUUUAGGCAUUUUUUUUCCAGAUAAGUUUCUGACAUAUUAAGGAUACUUGCAAAAUUAAUCAUCCAUUUACAAUACCAGAUUGCAUUCAGUAUUGUUUUGUGUUUCCAUUUUAGGUGUUUAAUUUAUGACAUUACUGUUCAUCAGGUAAACUUGUUUCAAUAGUUCAUUUGAAUCAUGCAAUUACUUCUGAUAUGAAAGGAUAUCCAACAAAUGUGGAAGUUAUGAUCCUCUUGUUUUGAGUGUGUACAGCAUUUAGGCAGUUAAGGUAGUUAAGGUACAUGAAGAAAUUUGCAUAGUGCGAUAAAGGCAAAAAGUGUUCUAACCUGAAUAAAUUUAGUAAAACCAACAUAAUUCAUAUGACAUCCAAGUAUCCUCAAAAUAUAGCCUUAUAGUCCUUUAAUUGACUUGAAAGAAUGUUCCAGUCUCAAUAUAAGUUCAAAACCCAUCUUAAUCGACAAUGUAACAUACGCACUUGCAAUUAAAGUAAAUGGUGUACAGCGUAUGUGCACAUGUAAAUUUAGCAGUUAUAUUUGUAUUAUUUGGGUUGUGUAAUUUAUCAUUACCAACAUUAAUGCCAUUUAAUGUUUAUUGCAGUGGUUUAUUUAAUGAUGUGUGUGUAUUAAGACGAUUGAGCUUAACUCGUAUUGAAUCUGGAACACUCAUUUCAGGAACGUUUAUUACAUUUUAAGUUCAACCUGAACUUCUCAGUUAGUCCAUAAAGAACAUGAACAUGACCAUAAGGAGCAAGCAACAUAAUAUCCUAUGGAUAUUUCAGCUAGCUUACUGAGCCUUAUCCUAUGGAUAAGAUCAAACACUGUGCUAGCAAUACCACAAUCCACUGACUCUGAAGAAAACAGUUUGCUACCUUAACAGUUUACAAAAACCUUAAUGGUGUGAAAACUCAUGCAUGGCCUUUAUUAAGUUACAACUUGAGAACUGAAUCAGUGUGCUAGUAGUUACCAACUGUGAAAACGAUUGUAAAUCUGUAGUGUUAGAACUAUCAUAUUAAAUGAUGCAGCUUCUGCUAUUAUCCAGAUCUUUUCAAUCACUUUUUUUUUUUUUUUUUUUUUUUUUUUUAUUUGCAGCAGGCACUCGGCAUGUAACUUAUGACAUGAGCUCUGAAUAUUUUAAUUUUUUUAAAAAAGGUUUCCUUCGCAGCAUUUGUUUUCCACACAUGCUGGCCUUCCUGUUAGUGAGUGAGAGCUUAAUUUUUCUGAAUCUGAACUAAACCUUGGUUGUUUUUAUUUAGGUGGUUAUGCUGACAAGCUUUGAAAUUACUGCACUAAAAACAGCAGCAGUUCAUGUCAAAAAAUUGAUCACAAUACUACAACUCUAAAAAUGAAAGUGAAUCAGAUGUAUUGCAGUUUUGGCUGUAGCAUGAUCACAGAUUCAGUUAGAUUCAAUAUACCACCUUAAAGUGUUGUGUGUUAGCUUUGUUUUGCUAAAAUUUAGGCACAGCAGGACUUUGUUUUUAAAAAUACAGGACACUGAUAACCAAGUGCAAUCUUUUAAGCAUAUUAACAACAGACUGUCACAACUCUCAAACAAACUGUGGUUUACCAAAAAGCAAGUGCGUGAUUCAUAGUGGUUUUGAUGUAUUUUGUAUAGCAAUAGAUCUACUCCCGUAUGGAUAUUCUGUUUGUGGUGCAAAAAACAAAAUACUCCUUACUGAUAUAAUGGACAAAAAUAUCUGGAUGGUCCUGCAUAGACUGUAACUAUUUGAUCAAAACCCAGAUGAUUUUGUUUUUAAUUCACUUAUUCAGUAAAACAGGUUCUGCGAAAAAAAUUUUUUAUUUAUUUAUUUUUUUUUUUUUGUCCCUCACUGGUGUAUAUAAUGGACAAAACAAGCAGACAUAACUGCCUCUUUCUAAUUCUAACACACAUUCCUCUUAAUUCAUUUAAAUGCUUUAUUGAAAACAGAUUUGUAUUAUUUGCAUUAUGUUGGUUCAGAAAACAAUGAUCUCUUGCUGUGGGAUUUUAUUUAACAGAAUUUAUUUGUAUUCGUACAGUGGCAGUGUCACAUGUUACUAUUUGUUGUCAUAACCAAUAAAGGCUUUUCAUCAAGGA